GGGCAGUGCAAAUAUGUGACUAUUCCAAAUUAUUUUCCCAUUAUAUAUGGGAGUUUGAAACCAAAAGACCAAUAGCUCUGAUUUGCAUGCUAAUCAUUCUUUCGAAAUACGCAUACGCUAAAGCCUAAAAGGGGUACGUUGAAGACUCCAUUAUUUCUUUCCUAACAUAAACAUAUUUCCCAAUUCUCUGUAACAGUUGAUUUCCCUUCCCAAGAAAAUUCAAGAAAAAGUUGCCAAAUGAACUCAUUAAGAUCACCAUCUCUGCAGAAAGAUAAUUCCAACUACAAGUAUAUGCAAAAAAAUAAAGACAAAGAAUUGUCGGUUUCAGCAAGAAAACUGGUUUCUACUCGCUCGGAAAUCAAUGGGGUUGCAAUGGCUAAUAAAGAAAGAAUUUUGCAGUCAUCCAAAUUGAGUUCAGUACAUCCUUUUCAUGCCCCUCUUUCUGAGAGAUCCCAAGUGGGUAGUCAUAGAAGAAGAAAACUUAUCAAGGCUGAUUUCUGUCUCCAAAAUGGUUGCUUUAUGGAGCUUGAUCAGACACAAAAUCACGGACAAACUCUAAGCAGAGAACUGUUGAAGGAUGUCUAUAAUGGGCUUACCACAUCUAAAGAGCUGUUGCAUGUUCUGAGUCAUGUCUGGAAUCUCGAACAGCGGAAAACUACAUGUUUAUCCCUUUUCUCGUCUAUAAAAACUGAGCUUGACUGUUUGUGUAAUCAGGUGUCUAAACUAAUAAACGAACACAGAUAUAACCACAGUGACCUUGAUCUCCUCUUGAAGAAGUUUGAAGAAGAAAAGAUGGCCUGGAAGAUAAAAGAGCAAGACAACAUUCAUACUGCCAUUACAUCCGUAGCGAGGGAGCUCAAGAUAGAGAAGAAGCUGAGGAACCUAACUGAGAGAUUAAAUAAGAAGCUUGGUAGAGAAUUGGCGGAUACAAAGACAUCUCUUUCGAAGGUAGUUAAAGAACUUGAAGACGAGAAGAAGGCCAGAGAGAUAUUGGAGCAAGUCUGUGAAGAAUUAGCCAGAGGUCUCGGAGAAGAUAGAGCUGAGGUGGAAGAAUUGAAGAGACAAUCUGCUAAAAUUUGUGAAGAGGUGGAAAUGGAACGGAAAAUGCUUCAACUAGCUGAUGUGAUGCGCGAGGAAAGAGUUCAAAUGAAGCUUUCAGACGCCAAGUAUCAAUUUGAGGAGAAAAAUGCAGUUGUUGAUAAGUUAAGGAAUGAAUUUGAAGCCUAUUUUAGAUCUAAAAAGGGUCAUGAACAAGGCGGUGAUUUGCAUAAUUUUGAAACGAUCAAUGAGCUUGGGAGACGUUUGAGAGAAACACUUCCAAGCACACACCAUUACCAAGAUAAAAUAAAGGCAGAUGGAGAAGAACUCAAUAAGGAAGAGAAUGGAGACAAAGAUGAUUCAGCUGAUAGCGAUCUUCAUUCCAUUGAAUUAAACAUGGUUGAUAAUGGCAAGAGCUAUCAAUGGUGCACUGCUUUACUGAAUGAUCCAAUAUUUUCGAUUUCUGAUAAGAAUAAAGAGAGGAGGUCCAUCUCGGAGAAAUUCCCAAGACAAAGCGCUUCCUUAGAAAGGGAAACUUCAGAUGGCAUAGAGUGGGAAUUCUCCGCGGGAGAGAAAGAAAACGUGAACACUUUGGAUAGAGGAAUCUCAAACUUUCAUAAUAAUGGAGGAAUACUAGACUUCUCUUCUCAAGCAUGGAAAAAGGAUUGUGGAGAUGAGAUUGAGAGAUACAAAAUGAUCAAGGAACUUCGAGAUCAUAUUGUUUCUGCUUCAACAAUAACAUCUUCUCAAGAGUUUUCUAGUCCAACCGAGAAUUGGAGUCGAUACAGAUUUUCUUCCGAUGAUCCUAAAAAAGUGAUGGGCAAGGAAUUUUCCGUCUUGUAGGAAGCAACUUGAACGAAAGCCAGUAUGCCAUUUUCAAGAAUCCAUCAUAAAAGGCAUGUUUGUCUUCCUGAUCCACAGAUUCCAUAAUUAUAUGGACAUACUUAUGUUGUUCUUUGUCUGAACUAAUAGCUGAAUAUCUGAAUAUUUAGGAAUGUGAACAGAAUCUUGUGUUAUCGCUGUUUGUACAAGAUAAACAGUACAAAAGUGUGCUGAUGUGGCAACGAAAAGGCCACAAGUGCAUUUUGCUGUGAACUUUAUGCAUUCUUCAAUACAUUGUAUGAUUCUCUUCAUUUCUUAACCCCUAAUGGGUUCCCUAGUAUCGAAUCUGCUCCUUUUUGUU
Nicotiana attenuata is the source of this 2221-nucleotide messenger RNA. RefSeq names its product intracellular protein transport protein USO1-like. NCBI's taxonomy places the organism in Eukaryota, Viridiplantae, Streptophyta, Magnoliopsida, Solanales, Solanaceae. The record is from RefSeq and is a predicted model, not a curated record. The transcript is spliced from 3 exons. Bases 238 to 1881 code for a protein of 547 amino acids.